This is a messenger RNA of Nerophis ophidion (straightnose pipefish), 3192 nucleotides long. RefSeq lists its product as uncharacterized. NCBI's taxonomy places the organism in Eukaryota, Metazoa, Chordata, Actinopteri, Syngnathiformes, Syngnathidae. The transcript is spliced from 6 exons. The record is from RefSeq and is a predicted model, not a curated record. The coding region runs from base 486 to 1151 and encodes 221 amino acids.
UGACAGAUGGCAAUUAUUUGAGGGCGGGGCUUAAACCUCGGCGGAAAUGAGCGUUUUAAUGCGUCUACAUUUAAAGUUAAUGUUUUGAUUCCUGUGUUAAGUAAGUUGUAUUAUACUGCAUCUUACUAAGCUGUUUUAAUAAGCUGUCUUUUAUGUUAUUGAAGAAGUAAACGUUUAUUCAGCAGUAAGUUAUUUUCUAAUGAGCACAACUGCAAAUUGUUGGUUUAGUUGUUACAUAGCUAGCGAACAUCGCUGCAGAGAACCUACACUAACAACUGCUAGCUACACAAGGACCUCUGACUCUUUAAUAGCCGCAGCUGUGAGCUUGGCUCCUCGGCUUCUCUCUGAGACACAGUGUGUUCAACGCAGCCAUCCGACCUCGAGGUCACCGGCAACUGAAGUACCACUAAAGGGGAAAUAAAGGGAGGAGUUCAGCACUCACUGCGCUGGUGACUGACAGGAAGCGGUCAUAGCUGAUCAGGACGAUGCUGAAGACUGACGCGGAGCAAAGCAGUGUGUGCGGGAGCCUAAGCACAGCCCCAGCCACCCAUAAAGCUCAACCCAAAACAGCAAGUGCGGCACCCAUGGAACACGGGACCACCGGCCCCACGCAGCCAGGCCAGCCAGCGACAGGAACCCCAGAGCCUGGUCUACAAUGCCACCCGGCAGGGCCAGCAGUAGGCUAUAGACAGACGCGCCCAGCAGAGGACAAGGCACGGGAGAAGCAGGGGACACCUAGGACCCUAGCCAACAAGAGACCACACCCCACGUGGGCAAAAAGGCGGGACGCCCCACCCCGAGGGGCCCAGAGACUCCCUGCAGCCGGACGGGAAGACAACCCCCACCCCACCAGCAACCGGGCCAGACACGCUGACACAGAAGGUCACUACUCCAGUAACCGGCCGACUUGCAAGUCUUUUCGGCGCUUCCGGGGCGAGCGGAUCAUCCUCUACACCAUUGUGCCGGGCGACUUUGUGCUUAUCAAGAACUUCAGACGGAAGAGCUGGAAACAACGACGCUGGCUCGGCCCGUUCCAAGUUCUCCUCGUCACCCACACUGCAGUGAAAGUGGAAGAACGGCCGACGUGGGUCCACGCUUCGCAUUGCAAGGCGAUUUCGGGCCCUGUAGCGGUGGCCGCAGCAGAGGAGUGAGGAGUUGCAAAAUCGCUUUUGGCUCCUACGGCAGGAUCCGCGGCUGCAGAGACGACGGUUACACACACACACCUCCCUCGCAUCACACCUUUAGAGAAACACUACUAGAAUGGAGACACAGGUGAAGGCGCUGAUGGCCAAAAUCACCAGGACAAACAGAAGAAAAGAGGUUAGGGAACACAAGAAGAUUUGCGCUAAGGACAAGCGACAGAAUAAAGUUUUCCCCCUGGUGCGCAUACAGGGGAUCAGGAUCGAAUACAAUGAUAAGUUCAUUGUGUGUUGCGUUAUGGCCAAUGACACUUUUUGCGUUACCAUGGUUUUGGAUGCACGCAGGAGGCGGAGGACAAAUUGACAGGAACGUGACAGCGCCACUUUCAAAUUCAGGCAAUCCUCCGCUCUCGCAACGUGUGAAAAGAGAGGAUGGGUCUAUUUUGGAUGAUAUGUGGCUGCAUGAGCUUGCAAAGUCAAUAAAUCAUACCAGUGUGUAUACGCUUAAUUAUUGGUACCAAUAUGCAAAAUAUGUAGCGGAUUCGCAUAAUCGCUCAAACUGCUAUGUCUGUACAUAUAUGCCUAUAGCGACGUCCAGUCCACACGUCACACCUAAGCCUGUAAUGGAGGGUUAUAGAUAUUUUCCGAGGAUGUGUUAUUCAUACCUAUUUGCAGCAAAUCUGAGUGAUACGGUUUAAGCGCGUACGGGGACACCUUUGUCUUCACUUAAAGAUCCGAAGUUAGAUUUUUAUGAUCUGUGGUCCGAUAAUGAUACAAAUGUGCUUUUUAGUCCAGUUUAUAUUAGGCCGGGUACGAAAUUUGUGUGUUAUGCGGUAUCUUGUAGCCUUGAGAGCCGCCAGUGCAGAUGGGACAAAUUCCACUGAUGUAUUGUUUAAACGUGACUAGUCCAUGCACUGCAUAUCACGGUAACACUAAUUUGAACAUUUCACAGGCUGCGCAAGGAAGGGGCUGUUCUCCCCAUUUUACAGUUCCAGUUCAAACUGGCACGCGGCCUCAGGAGGAUGUUCUGUGGCUUUGUGGCUUUAAUGUUUAUGUUAGAUUGCCAUAUAAUUGGGUGGGCCGUUGUGCUAUGAUAACAGCUACUGACCACUCUUACAUUGUGUCAGCUGUUUUGAGCCAUAGGGGUAAGCGUGAGUAUACCCCCCAUGAUGUGGUUUGGGGCACAAAUGUGCCUGCAGAUCAUAAACUUUGGACAGCAGGAGAAAAGGUGGCAUUGGCAUUGUUUCCACAGCUGGGCGUGGGGAAACUCAUGCUUAGAAUGGAGACGCUGAAUUAUCGGUUUUCAGGUUUUGUAAAUUCAAAAGUUACUAUUAUGGAGGCGAGCAGAGUCGAAAUGAAGGCGUUACGGGCUGUGACUUUGCAAAAUCGUAUAGUAUUAGACCAUUUGGUAGCGAGCGUCGGAGGAGUUUGUGCUAUGCUGAAUUCAUCGUGUUGUAGGUUGUAUUACUUUCUAAGGUUUAUUUGGUGUGUGUUUUUUUUGCGAGUUAGUAAUUUCAUUGUUUGUAGUUUAUUAAAGGUACUAAAAGGGAGGAUGUGAUAGCAAAAUUACUUGUACUCGUUUCAUUGAAGAUGUUCUUUGAACGGGUCGCCAAAAGUUGUUUAUUGGGCUCAGGAAUGUGACACUUAGCAAGAGAUCUAUUAUCUGAUCAAGCUCUGUCUUCAGUGUCUUUGAUGUAACAUGUAGUUGACGUGGGCAUGUGUUUUCCCUCUUCCUUACCCCCAACAGAGCUAAAUUGUUCCCCUUUCCUGAGUGACCCCCCUCCCCUGGGUAAACGACACCCUCUACCCUUCACGGGCCUUUGGGUAGUCAUUCCAAUGGUGUACUGUAUGUAAAUGACCAUGGAGGGUGGGACUUCUGAGAAUGUAUAAUUGUCAUGUCAAAUUCUAAAGGAGUGAGAACAAGCUGGAACGAACGGAUUUGUCGUUCUGGUUUGGUCUCGCUUUGCAAAGCUUGUUAUUAUUUGUUUGUUACUUUAAUAAAUCAUUUUAAAGCUAUUUGUCACUAAAGGAUCGUCUUUAAGAAAUUUCCACG